Messenger RNA from Talaromyces stipitatus ATCC 10500, 1143 nucleotides. RefSeq names its product thioredoxin, putative. Gene Ontology annotation, molecular function: protein-disulfide reductase activity. The coding region runs from base 1 to 1008 and encodes 335 amino acids. Lineage: Eukaryota; Fungi; Ascomycota; Eurotiomycetes; Eurotiales; Trichocomaceae. The record is from RefSeq and is a predicted model, not a curated record. The transcript has 3 exons.
AUGUCGCUCGUCCACAUAUCGUCAAAAGAGCAGUUUAGCUCGUUGUUGACGAGCUCGACUAUUGUCGUGACUGACUUUUACGCAGAUUGGUGUGGACCAUGUAAAGCCAUCGCACCCAUGUACGAGCAGUUGGCCAACCAAUUAUCGCGACCGAAUCAGAUUACAUUCACCAAAGUCAAUGUCGAUCAACAGCAGGAUAUUGCAAAAGCAUACGGCGUUACUGCUAUGCCCACAUUCGUAAUGUUCAAACGCGGCCGCGUCGUAACAACCAUCCGCGGUGCCGAUCCCAACAAACUCUCAGAAGCAAUCCGCAAACUCGCCACGGAAGCCAACAACAUGGAAUCAUCAACAGGCGGCGAGUCCAGCGAUGCAGCAGGAAGCUCAGGCUCGUCAUGGACAGGCGCUUCUCUCCCCCGCGGCUACGCUGAUGUCACGGACACGGUAACCAUCAAGGAUCUCGACAUGGCGAACCGGGACAGCGAAAAGGGUAGCGCAAAAGUCAUAUUCGAUAAAUCGAAACCGUCCGCUUUGGAUAAUAACAAAGGAAAGGACAAAGAACCGGAUUGGGUUGAGAGCGAUACCGAUGAACAACUCAUGUUGUACAUUCCGUUCAACUCGACGUUGAAAGUACAUUCGUUACAGAUUACGUCUCUGCCACCCAAGGACAGUGAAGGAGAAGAUGAUGAUGAUGAGGUACCAAUGAGACCCAAAACACUACGAUUGUACACCAAUAGAUCGACGAUCCUCGGCUUUGAGGAGGCAGAAGACAUUGAUCCCGUGCAGAGCGUAACCAUUGAACCAGAACAGUGGGAUGACAAGACCGGCACGGCUAAAGUGGAAUUACGAUUCGUCAAAUUCCAAAAGGUGAAUUCAAUGGUUAUUUUCUUUGUGGAUGGCGAUGGAGAUGGAGAGAAGAUUCGUGUUGAUCGGAUACGGAUUAUUGGAGAGGCAGGGCAGGCAAGAGAAAUGGGUAAAUUGGAGAAGAUUGGUGAUGAGGCUGGUGAAUAAAUCCCUCUUAUGACUUAAGACAAGAACUAUCAAAAUACACAUUUUUUAUUCAACAAAACUCCCAUCGAAACCUAUCCAAUCACACCGGAGGUGUAAUUGUAGAGAAGUAUGUCCGAUCCCAAACCAAAUGGUCAC